GGCAGCAAAAUCAUAUGACUGAUCUCUCCGCGCUAGGGUGAGAAUAAGGUAGCACCGUUUAAUGAAGAAGACUCUGAUGACCCGUCUCUUGUCUUCCUUUACAUGACUCCUUCAGCUAAACCCAAUUCUAGGGUUAGUGUGAAGGUACAGUGUGUCAGUCCAUAUGAGUUUCCUUGAGUAUAUGAGAAACAGCGAUGAAGUUGAUUAUAUUGGAGGACCACGUAAAAGUCGGUGAAUGGGCUGCAAAAUACAUCAGGAAUCGGAUCAUUAAGUUCAACCCUGGUCCAGGCAGGUACUUCACCCUGGGUUUGCCAACUGGAGGCACUCCGUUGGGAAGCUAUAAAAAGCUAAUUGAGUAUUAUAAGAAUGGAGAUCUGUCUUUCAAAUAUGUGAAGACGUUCAACAUGGAUGAAUAUGUGGGUCUUCCAAAGGACCAUCCUGAGAGCUAUCACUCCUUCAUGUGGAACAAUUUCUUUAAACACAUUGACAUAUUGGCUGAAAAUAUGCACAUUCUAGAUGGAAAUGCUCCUGACCUGGAGGCAGAGUGUGAUGCUUUUGAGGAGAAAAUUAAAGCAGCAGGAGGAAUCGAGCUAUUCGUUGGUGGCAUUGGUUCAGAUGGUCACAUUGCUUUCAAUGAACCAGGCUCCAGUCUGGUGUCUCGCACUAGAGUGAAGACAUUGGCAAUGGAUACAAUAUUGGCCAAUGCUAGAUUCUUCGGUGGAGAUUUGUCUAAAGUCCCUACCAUGGCUUUGACUGUUGGGGUGGGGACUGUAAUGGAUGCUAGAGAGGUGAUGAUUCUUAUCACAGGAGCGCAUAAAGCUUUGGCUCUGUGUAAAGCAGUAGAAGAUGGUGUAAACCACAUGUGGACUGUCUCUGCUUUCCAGCAGCAUCCAAAAACAAUCUUUGUGUGCGAUGAAGAUGCCACCUUGGAACUCCGUGUAAAAACAGUCCAAUAUUUUAAAGGUUUAUUGCAUAUUCACAAUAAGCUUGUAGAUCCAGUAUACAGUAUAAAACAAACUGGUGCAGUGAAGAUGACGAAUACUAAUUGUGCAGAAUGAGGACCGUGAGCUGCAGGACUUUCCAUGUGAAUCACUUCUUCUGAAUUAAUGCCUGAAGGAAACUUAGCCCGACUGGUUAUGAAAUCUUUACGAUACUUCCUCAUACUUGUGUUCUCAAAUGAAAACUUCUGUUAUUUUUAUGGAGUGGGCAGAAAGGGAGAGAAUCUUAAGUCAACUGAGAAAUGAGCCCAGUUCCUCUAAACUUUGCUGAUCUAAGCGUAAGGAUUUCAAGAAAGAGGGUGGUGAUGAGAAGAAUAUUCUUGACAUGUAUGAAAAUGUAUACUUUUAAAAUGCUUCAUUUUUGGAUUGUGGACACUUGUAACCUGCAGUUCAGACCUGACUACUCCCUAUUUAGUAUGUUUUGAAAUUUUUUUUUGGAAUUUAAAAAAAACCUUUCUUUUAUGAUCCAAAUAUGAGAAACCACCUAAAUAGGAUAAAGCCAUGGCAAAUUUUUUUAAAACUAAAACUUUGUGCAGAAGUCAUCCUGUUGUACUGAGGACUUCCCUAUGGUGGCCUGAAUAGUGUUAUUGUUUCUAUUUUAAUAUAUGUUGACUCUAUUUGUAAAAUUACUCUGCACCUAUUUCAAAAGGUUUUACAUUUUCAUUCAAAGUCACUGUGCAAGCUUGAGAUUAUCCAGUCUUUUUAAUAACUUCUGAUGCACUGCGUAUGGUAUGUUUAAUGUACAGGACUGAAAGGCACAACUGCAGACCAUCUGGCCAGUCUUGAUGUUUUGAAAACCAUUAUACAUGACCCUAUUUCUCAUGUUUCGGUUGCUAUUUCUGCCCCAUACCCGUCCUCUAGCAUUUACUCAUACUACAUAGCUUCAUUGCUUCUCCUCACUACUUUGUUCCUUAUAUUCACAAGUUUUCAUGUAAAGUAAUAACAUUUAACCUGCCUGUUGAGACUUCUCUUUUCUGAGCUUACUUUUGUGCUCAUUUGCAGAAUGUUUUGUGUCAGGAAGUUCCCAAGUUUAAACAGAAGAAUAUUUAACCACAAUAGAAUAUUCAAUGGAAUGGGGAGCCUUCCUCUCUCAGCUAUUAUUGGGCAUUUGAUUUUUGUUCCUAGAGUUUAAUGUGUUAAAGGGAUUAUAUUAUACUGUUAAGGUAUUUUGAACAGGAUACAGUCUACUAAUAGUCUGGCAUUUUUGCUGCAGGGAUAAGUUCUUCAGUUCUUUGUUGUAAACAAACUUGGAAAGUUAACCAAUUUACAAACAAAAAUGGACAAACCAAGUUGAUUUAAUGUAUCAAUUAAAGCCAGUUACUGAAGUCAUAUUUUCAUUUUUUUGGAGAACAAUAAAAAUAUUGCCUUUCAACUUGAAAA
This is a messenger RNA of Carcharodon carcharias (great white shark), 2378 nucleotides long. It is a transcript of the gene gnpda1, whose product is annotated as glucosamine-6-phosphate deaminase 1. Lineage: Eukaryota; Metazoa; Chordata; Chondrichthyes; Lamniformes; Lamnidae. Gene Ontology annotation, biological process: carbohydrate metabolic process; N-acetylneuraminate catabolic process; N-acetylglucosamine catabolic process. Gene Ontology annotation, molecular function: identical protein binding; glucosamine-6-phosphate deaminase activity. The coding region runs from base 195 to 1058 and encodes 287 amino acids. The record is from RefSeq and is a predicted model, not a curated record. The transcript is spliced from 8 exons. Gene Ontology annotation, cellular component: cytoplasm.